GAUACCGUUCAAGAUCGGGCAGCCCAAGAAACAGAUUGUACCCAAGACAGUGGAGAGAGACUUUGAAAGGGAAUAUGGGAAGCUUCAGCAAUUGGAAGAUCAGACCAAAAAACUUCAGAAGGAUAUGAAGAAAAGCACAGAUGCAGACUUGGCCAUGUCCAAGUCAGCCGUCAAGAUCUCUUCGGACCUGCUGUCUAACCCCCUGUGUGAACAGGAGCCCAGCUUCCUGGAGAUGGUCACUGCCUUCGACACAGCGAUGAAGAGGAUGGACUCUUUCAACCAGGAGAAGGUGAAUCAGAUCCAAAAGACAGUCAUAGAGCCUUUGAAAAAGUUUCCCCAUUUUUUUCCCAGCCUGAACAUGGCAGUGAAGAGACGGGAACAAACGCUGCAGGACUACAAGCGCCUGCAGUCCAAGGUGGAGAAAUACGAGGAGAAGGAGAGGACUGGCCCCGUCCUCGCCAAGCUGCACCAGGCCCGUGAAGAGCUGAGGCCAGUGAAGGAGGACUUUGAAGCCAAAAACAAGCAGCUCCUGGAGGAAAUGCCCAAGUUUUAUAGCAGCCGCAUCGAUUACUUCAAGCCCAGCUUUGAGUCGCUGGUCCGGGCGCAGGUGAGGUGGUGUCCCCUGUCUGCCAGGCACUGCCAGGUGUCCCUUCG
Messenger RNA from Tauraco erythrolophus (red-crested turaco), 654 nucleotides. The record is from RefSeq and is a predicted model, not a curated record. NCBI's taxonomy places the organism in Eukaryota, Metazoa, Chordata, Aves, Musophagiformes, Musophagidae.